Messenger RNA from Syzygium oleosum, 1497 nucleotides. Its product is annotated as la-related protein 6C. Gene Ontology annotation, cellular component: nucleus. Gene Ontology annotation, molecular function: mRNA binding. The transcript is spliced from 10 exons. NCBI's taxonomy places the organism in Eukaryota, Viridiplantae, Streptophyta, Magnoliopsida, Myrtales, Myrtaceae. Bases 208 to 1497 code for a protein of 429 amino acids. The record is from RefSeq and is a predicted model, not a curated record. Gene Ontology annotation, biological process: RNA processing.
GCCACCAGCGGCUAAGUGUAAUAAGACGGUCCUCUUCUUCUCUCUAUCUCGUCGGAGAGAAAGAUGUCCGUACCCGCGCGCCAAAGGUGGGUUCAACAUCACACAUGGUCACUUCUACUAGAGAGAGAGAAAGAACAAGAGAGAGGGAGAUCUCAGAGAGAAGAAGCCGGAAACUAAAGGGAAGACAUCUCGAAUAGAGACGCACAGAUGAAAAAAAGAAUGUCGCAAGCAGAAGCGCAUGAGAGAGACGGCGAUAGCACGAAAAUGGUGACGAGAGAGAGCCACAGCAGCGAUGUGCCCUUCAAAUUCAAAUUCAAUGCUCAAGCGGCCGAGUUCGUGCCCAGAUCGCACACCCAGAUGCCCAAUCUCUCUGGCUAUUACUAUCCCUGCUUUCAGUUGUUUAAUGGGUCUAGUGCAGGAUCUGAGUGGUUCUACUUUGGGGACCAGAUAGAGCCAUCCAAUUACUCCAUUCCCAACAUCAACUUGAUGCCUUCUCAUUGUCCCAAGAAUGGUCUCAGUGAUGACCUUCAAAAGAAAAUCAUCAAACAGGUUGAAUAUCUGUUUAGCAGCAUGAGCUUGCUCUCCAAUGACUUCAUUGCUAAACAUGUAAGCAAAGAUCCUGAAGGUUAUGUUUCAAUAUCAAUAAUUGCUUCAACAAAGAAAAUCAAAUCCCUAGUAAUCAACAAUCAGUUGCUCGCACAAGCAUUGCGGUCCUCUCCAAAUCUCGCUGUCAGCAGUGAUGGAAAGAGAGUUAGACGUCGAUUACCUUUCACUGAAAAGGAAAAAGAAGAAUUGCAGUCUCGCACCGUUGUCGUGGAGAAUUUGCCUGAAGAUCACUCUUAUCAUAAUCUAGAAAAGAUAUUCAGCGCAGCAGGAAGUGUUAAAAACAUUCGAAUAUGCCAUCCCCAAGAAUCGAAUUCUUCCCGCCCCAAAGGCGACCUCUUUAUUCGUAACAAGCUUCACGCUCUGAUAGAAUAUGACAGCAUUGAGACUGCGGAAAUGGCGGUUGAGAAGUUAAACGACGAAAGGGACUGGAGGAAAGGACUUCGAGUCAGAUUACUUCUUCGGCGCACGCCAAAAUCUGUCUUGAAGAAUAGAAAGUUUGAUUUCAAUUCAAUUCUAGACGAAGACGAGGGACUACUUUCUGAUCCUACAGACGAUUUGCAACCAAGCGACGCAGAACUCUCUCUUGAGGCUAAUGCGGAAGAAUAUGCAGCAGGGUCGAAAAAGGGAUGGGCUAGGGGCCGUGGAAAGUCGAGGGGACGCGCUCAAACCUACAAUGCUCACGGAGUUCUUGCUCCUUCACCGCAGGCAGGCAACACAAUCACCUUCCAGUCUGAAGCUAUGUCGAAGCAGAUGUCAAAGGGCCCGAGAAUGCCGGACGGCACGAGGGGCUUUACCAUGGGGCGAGGGAAGCCAAUCCCUUUUCAAUUGAUUGAUUGGGAUACGUAUCACAAGGAGAUGGCGUUAGGUUACUAUUGCGGCUCAAACAACUAG